AUGGAGAGGACUUCGUGCCUGCCAGCCUCAAAACCAAGCUCGAGAACCUCCUCGCCAGCCUCGCGGAAAUCAGAAUUCAUGUUGCCCUUACCCGUUCAAUCGUCACCGAGGUUUCCCAUGCGGGCCCUUCUCAGCCACUGCCUGUACCGACGCGUUAUGAUAUGGGCUGUCACCGUCACAGUACUCUUGUGCCUGGUGCUAUUCUCAAGUGGUGUGCAGACCCGACAUGGGAGGAUUUUGGACCUGGUAGACUUCAGGAAAGGCAGCCACUCCGAGACCCCAAAGACCGGCCUGGGCACAGGCGCUGCCACCAUCGAGCAGCAACUGACCAUCGGCAAGCCCAAAGAGGGGGCCAAGAAAGAGGACACUAAGGAGGAUGACAGCAAGAAGGACGACAGCAAUGGCCGGGACCCUCUUCACUGGCUCGAGUACAAGCACAUGGACGGUUACUUCAAUGGCAUCAAGAGCUUGGUGCCCCUCAAGGACUACGUUCCCGAGUUUCCAGCAAAGGCGGACACACCACCUGUCAUCACCGUCUCCCUCAGCACUGCCCUGCCAACACCCACCCUCUUCGCACCACAGCCCGACUACCAGUCAUCCGAGUACAAAGAAAAUCACCACCCCGUGCAGACCUGCUUCCUUGACGAGGAGCAGGAAAUCCCACCGCCAGACCUGUAUGUCUAUGACGGGCUCCCACAGGGCGUCGCGAGGCCAGCACUGGGGUCGUACGAGCUUCUCGGGAUCCGGGAUGAUAUCUGCUACGAUCGAUUUGGACGGUACGGCCCCUACGGCCUGGGAUACAGCCUCAAGGAAGGCGGUGUCGGAGAGGGGAUGGAUACCGAGAGCGAAGGAAGCGAGCACGUGUGGAACAAGACUGGCAAGAUCGACUACCACAACAUGAACUGGGGAAAGCUUCAGAAGCGCUGUGUCGAGAAGAACCGCGCGAGAUUCGUCGAACCCGAAGAUAGAGAAGGGGAAAGCACCGAAGGCGGGAAAGAUGCACAGUCACGUCUCGGCAGCGAUUCAAAGAAAAAGAUCGGCCGUAUCGCGAUUGUCAUUCGGACUUAUGUCGGCUUCCAGUGGACACACUUGGCCAUCCUCAACUUCCGAGCCAUGAUCUCCGAGUUGUCCCUGCGGUCUGGCGGAGAAUACGACGUGCACUUCCUCCUUCACGUCAAAGACAAGGACCAACCAAUCUGGGCGGACGCGGAAACCGUCCAGAAGAUACUCGACUCCAACAUGCCGCCCGAGUUUCACUCCAUCACUUCCCUGUGGUCUGAGCCGCAGAUGAAGUUGCUGUAUCCUGGCCGCUUUGGAGAUGCGUUUGAGAACCCAUCGAACGGAGACAUCCACGGCGUCUAUCGUUCCGCCCACAUGCCACUGCAGCAUUUUGCAAUGAUGCAUCCUGAAUAUGAACACUUUUGGAACUGGGAAAUGGAUAUGCGCUAUGUUGGGAACUACUAUGAACUGUUUGACAGGCUUGGGUCCUGGGCCAAGAAGCAAAGCCGUGUCGAGCUGUGGGAGCGCUCACAAAAGUACUACAUCCCCGGGUACCACGGCAGCUGGGAAAACUUCACAGAGGUUGUCCACCAGGAGACCGAAGCCUCCGGUCGUCAAACAGUCCUUGGGCCUGUCAUCUUCCCCGGUCGCCAGUCUCUGCGCUCCCAAGAGCGUGGGUUCAGUUUCAUGCCUGAUACAUGUGCUAAAGGAGGCAACAUCACCGAGUGCGGGAUAGGCGAGGAGGCGGACUUGAUCACCCUGAACCCCAUCUUUGAUACAGAUGAGUCAGGCUGGGUAUUUGCGAAAGACGUGUCUGGUUACGACCGCAGUAUGCCUGUUCCACCUCGUCGCUGUGCCAUUGUCACGGCCUCCCGGCUGUCCAGGCGCCUUCUUCAGGUCAUGCAUGAGGAGACAUGGCGUCUGCACCACAGCAUGUUCUCCGAGAUGUUCCCUGCCUCAAUGGCACUGCACCACGGAAUGAAAGCUGUGUAUGCACCACAUCCUGUUCUCAUUGAUAGAAAGUGGGACAUUGAGAGAGUGGACUGGGCUUUCAAUGGUGGUAGAGACCACAGCACAAGUGGCCGUGGUUCCCCAUACGAUCUCGAUAACGAACACAACCACGCAGGCACUAGUUGGUACUACAACAGCGAGUUUGCGGGCCUUUUGUGGCGUCGCUGGCUGGGCUAUGCCCAGUAUGACGGACGUGGCGAGAACGGUGGGCGAGCUGGAGAGGGCACUUUGCGUGGAGGAAAGGCAGAGGAGAGCCGCCCAGACAGCACAGGCCGACUUUGCCUCAGGAGCAUGCUUGUGCACCCUAUCAAAUGGGAAAACCCAUCUGAGAAAAACUAG
Messenger RNA from Diaporthe batatas, 2349 nucleotides. RefSeq lists its product as uncharacterized. The transcript has 2 exons. Lineage: Eukaryota; Fungi; Ascomycota; Sordariomycetes; Diaporthales; Diaporthaceae. The record is from RefSeq and is a predicted model, not a curated record. Bases 1 to 2349 code for a protein of 782 amino acids.